Molecule: messenger RNA, 3519 nt
Organism: Venturia canescens
Lineage: Eukaryota; Metazoa; Arthropoda; Insecta; Hymenoptera; Ichneumonidae
Exons: 1
Coding region: 1-3519 (1172 amino acids)
Biological process (GO): DNA replication
Molecular function (GO): DNA-directed DNA polymerase activity; DNA binding; nucleotide binding
Source: RefSeq, a predicted model, not a curated record
AUGCUCGCCUCUUUUAUACCUCCCACCUGCGUUGCUCUUUACCCCCACGCUCAGCAGCCAAUCGUUGCUCUCUACAGUCCCACCUCAUUGCUAUCCUGGAACUUUCUGGAAGCGAAAAUCAACAACGUUCUGCAGAGUAAGGGAUCGAAUGCGGUCAAGGUUUACGCCGUGCUUGCCGCAAAAUUCACCGUUAUGAAGAAUGAUGAAGAGGUGUUCGAUACGAAGUUCUUCAACACGAAGGCAGCACCGAUCUUCGGCACCACUGAUAUACGCCGAUGGUUCGCGGAGAACAUUCAGGAGCCCAUUCAGACGGAUCUGGAGGAAUUCGAGGAGCAAGGUUCAGGCUGGUCGUUGCAUUCCAUCAUCAACAUGACGCUGCACAUCAACAAGUUCAAUCCGAUGCGUGGCAGCUCUUACGUGGAUCUGCCGGCCAAGAUACGAAACAAGAACGCCUGCAUCAACGUCCAGAACAACGACGAGCAGUGCUUCAAGUGGGCCAUACUAUCGGCGCUUCAUCCCACCAAUUAUUCCAACCGUGUCUCCGAAUACAGACGGUACGAGCAGGAAUUAAACUUUGACGGGAUCGAGUUCCCCGUGGAGCCACGUAAAAUCUCCAAAUUCGAGAAGCAAAACGAGGUCUCAGUCAACGUCUACAUAUUGAAGAAGAAGAAGCAUGACUUCGACGUGUUGCCCCUACACGUGACGGAUGCGAAGAAGCAACGACACGUCAAUCUACUCCUAGUGCAGGACCAUUACGUGGAGGAGGAGGGUGAGGAAGAGGAUGAGGAGUGCUACGCGAUCCCGAGGCUCCAUUACGUGUGGAUUAAGGACCUGUCUCGUCUGGUAUCAACCCAAUUGUCGAACGGUAAGCGCAAACUGCACAUCUGCGAUCGCUGCCUCCACUUCUACCACACCGAAGACAAGCUGGCAGCACACGAAGUUGAUUGCAAGAAAGUCAACAAGUGCAAGGUCACCAUGCCCAAAUGGGCGAACAGGAUGCUUCGUUUCAAGAACCAUGGGCACAAGGAGCGCGUACCUUUCAUCAUGUAUGCCGACUUCGAGUGCUUGCUGAAACCGACCCGGGACGAGAAUGCCUAUCAGAGCCACGAGGCAUUCAGCGUGGGGUACUAUGUGAAGUGUAGCUACGACGACUCACUAUCGCGCUACCGCAGUCACAGGGGGCCGAAGCCCGCGGAAUGGUUCGUCAGGGAGCUGCAGAACUUCGCUCAAGAACUGGACAAUGUUCACGCGAACCCUCGGCCCAUGGAAGCACUGACGCGGCAACAGGUCCGAGAGUUCCACAACGCCAUCGAGUGCCACAUCUGCCAGAAACCCCUAUUGGGCGGCGACCGAGUGAGAGACCACUGCCAUCUGACGGGCAAGUACCGCGGAGCAGCGCACAACGAGUGCAACCUGAACUAUCAGGACUCGAGGACCGUGCCCAUCGUCUUCCACAAUCUCACCGGCUACGACUCGCACUUCAUCAUACGGGAAAUCGCCACAUGCUUCCCCGGUCCAGUCGAGGUCUUGCCCGAGACGAAGGAACGCUACAUCUCGUUCACGAAGCACGUUGCCGGCAGCGAUGUGAAGUUUCGCUUCAUCGACUCGUUCCGCUUCAUGGCGUCGUCGCUGGAAAAACUAGCAUCGGACUUGAGUGAGCUGCGGAUCGUGAGGGGUGAAUUCCCCCACCUGUCCGAUGAGAAAUUCGAGCUGCUCACGAGGAAGGGUGUGUUCCCCUACGAGUACGCCGACUCUGUGGACAAAUUGCAGGAUAUCGAGCUACCGCCAAAAGCGAGCUUCCACAGUUCACUGACGGGCAGCGACAUCUCGGACGCGGACUACGAGCACGCCAAGAGAGUGUGGGACGAGUUCGAGAUCCGGAGCUUGGGCGAAUACUCGGACCUGUACUUGAAAACGGAUGUGCUUCUCCUUGCCGAUGUCUUCGAGAACUUCCGCAACAACUCUGUCGCAGCAUACGGCCUGGACCCCGCCCACUACUACACACUGCCAGGCUACUCUUGGGACGCGAUGUUUAGGUACACCCAGGUCCAGCUAGAACUCCUCACCGACCCCGAUAUGCACCUCUUCGUCGAGCAAGGAAUACGCGGGGGUAUUAGCCAGUGCUCCAACCGAUACGCCCGGGCCAACAACAAAUACAUGAGCGACUACGACGCCAAUGAGGAGGCCAAGUAUCUGAUGUACUUCGACGUGAACAAUUUGUAUGGCCGAGCGAUGAUGGAGUACCUGCCGCAAGGAGGCUUCGAGUGGUUCACCGGCCAUAACGUCGACUUCCUCAAUGUGCCGGACGACUCGCCUGUCGGAUACAUCCUCGAAGUGGAUCUCGACUACCCGGAGAAUUGUCACGACUCGCACAAAGACCUGCCGCUGUGUCCCGAGCACAAGAGCGCCCCCGGCUCGAAACAGAACAAGCUCAUGACUACGCUGGAGCCGAAGAAGCGCUACAUCCUCCACUACCGCAACUUGAAGCAGGCUGUGCAGCAGGGGAUGAAACUCGUACGCGUCCAUCGCGUCUUGAAGUUCAGACAGUCCGCAUGGCUACGACCCUACAUCGAGCUGAACAGCGAGUUGCGAAAACGGGCGCGGAAUGAGUUUGAGAAGAAUCUCUACAAACUCAUGAACAACGCGGUGUUCGGCAAGACGAUGGAGAACGUACGCAAACACGUGACUGUGAAGCUGGUGAGGAAGUGGGGUGGGCGCUACGGGGCCGAAGCACUCAUCGCCAAGCCGAAUUUCCAUAGCUGCUCCAUCUUCGGGGAGAACCUCGUGGCGAUUCAGCUCACGAAGACGGAGGUUUAUCUCAAUAAGCCGAUCUACGUGGGGCUGAGCGUGCUGGACCUAUCGAAGAUCCACGUAUACGACUUCCACUACGAGUACAUGAAGCGGGAAUUCGACGAUCGAUGCAAGCUCCUCUACACCGACACCGACAGCCUGCUCUACGAGAUUCGCUGCAACGACAUCUAUGCCAUCAUGAAGCGCGAUAUCAAGCGAUUCGACACGUCCGAUUACCCGCCGAACAACCGGUUUGGCAUGCCACAGGCCAAUAAAAAGGUGAUCGGCCUUAUGAAGGAUGAGUGCAACGGCCGCAUCAUGACCGAGUUCGUGGGCUUGCGCAGUAAGAUGUAUUGCGUCCGUGUGGAGGGGCGUGAUCGCAUCAAGAGGGUCAAGGGCGUGAAGAGGAGCGUGGUCGAGGCGAGCAUCACAUUCGACGACUUUCUGCGAUGUCUCCGAGACAAAAAGGCGCAACGACGAGUGCAAUGCGUAAUCAGAUCACGCUUGCACAAUGUGUUUACGGAGAGGCAGUCGAAAGUGGCGCUCAGUGCUCACGACGACAAACGCAUUCUCCUACCCGGCAGCACGGACACGUUGCCAUGGGGGCAUUUCAGGGCCCCGCCACCACCACCGCCACUGCCACCACCACCACCACCACCACCACCGCAGCUACCACCACCACUACUGCCACCACCACCGCCGCAGCUACCACCACCACCUGCGCCCUGA